Molecule: messenger RNA, 1644 nt
Organism: Solanum pennellii
Lineage: Eukaryota; Viridiplantae; Streptophyta; Magnoliopsida; Solanales; Solanaceae
Product: U-box domain-containing protein 21-like
Exons: 1
Coding region: 110-1402 (430 amino acids)
Biological process (GO): protein ubiquitination
Molecular function (GO): ubiquitin protein ligase activity
Source: RefSeq, a predicted model, not a curated record
AGAAGUAGUAAAAAAAAAAAAACACAUCAAAAUUUUGUACAAAAAAAACUUAUAAUUCUCUCAAAUAAAUUUUAUUGUUCAUAUUUUUCGUUACAAGUUUAUUGUAAAGAUGAUUUUUUCGUGGAUACGUAAAAAGAAGGUUACAAAAUUGAACUCUUGUAAAGAACUUUCGAUUCCAUCUCAUUUUCUUUGUCCGAUUUCUCUUGAUUUAAUGAAAGAUCCAGUCACAUUAUGUACUGGAAUUUCAUAUGAUCGUGAAAACAUCGAAAAAUGGAUCGAGGCACGGAAUUCAACGUGCCCCGUGACGAAUCAACGUUUGAGAAAUUUCAAUCUCAUACCAAACCAUGCCAUAAGGAAAACAAUUCAAGAUUGGUGUGUGGAGAAUAAAGAUUAUGGCAUUGAAAGAGUUCCAACUCCUAGAAUUCCAAUCGAUUCGUCUCAAGUAACGGAGAUUUGCUCGAGGCUAAUGAUUGAAGCUCAACGAGGGAACGAGAUGAAAUGUAGAGAGUUAGUGGGACGAGUCAGGAUUUUAGCUAAAGAGAGCGAGAGAAACAAGAAAUGCAUAGUGGAAUGUGGGGUAGGUUAUGUUUUUGCAACAUGUUUUGAGAUUUUCUCUAUGGGAAUUCAGGAUGAACUCUUGAAGGACUUGUUAUGGGGGAUGACGUGGAUGUUUCCUAUUGGACAAGAGGGGAUAUCGAAACUCGUGUCAUCGACGUCUUUACGUUGCAUGGCAAGGUUUAUGAAAGGUGAAGAUUUAUCAGCAAGACAAAAUGUAGUUAUAGUCAUGAAAGAAUUGCUCUAUUAUGACCAAAGUUGCACAAAUGUGUUAAUAGAUAUCGAAGAUUUGGUUGAAUCUUUGUACCAAAUGGUGAAAGUACCGAUUUGCCCCUCCACGACGAAAGCGUCGUUAACGGUGAUAUACUCUAUUAUCUCAUAUACAUCAAGUGAAAAUAACAAGAAAAUUGUGUCUAAAUUCGUAAACAUGGGGUUAGUUUGUUUGGUUGUUGAAAUGCUUGUGGAUUGUGAAAACAGUAUAAUAGAGAAGGGAUUGGCUAUUUUGGACAUAAUUUGCAAUUUUGAAGAAGGGAAACAAAAGGCUUAUGAACAUGGAUUGACUAUGGCAAUAAUAGCCAAAAAAAUAAUGAGAGUUACAGAAAUGGCCACAGAAUGUUCAAUUUCAAUUUUGUGGAAACUUUGCAAAAGUGGAAAUAAUGAGAAUAAUUCAGUAAUUGAGGCAUUGGAAUUAGGUGUAUUUCAAAAAUUAUUGGUGGUUUUACAAGUGGGAUGUGGUGAAAAAACUAAGGAAAAAGCUACUGAAUUGUUGAAAUUGAUGAAUCUUUACAAAGAUAGAGUGGAUUGCUUUGAUGGAUCAACUUUCAAGUAUCUCAAGAAGUCAUAUUGAAAGGAAAUUUAGGUCAUUCGUACUCUUUGAAAAUAUCGAUAUAUGUAGUUGUCGUGACAGAUGUUGUCUUCGAUUUGAUACGCUCUUAGUAAUAUUAGUGAUAGUUUUGGAGGAUCUCAGCAACAUAGAAAGAAACACAAUUUUUGUAAUACGUAGAAAAUUAAUGUGUAUAGAUGUAGAAAAAAAGCGAUUAACCAGGUAGAAAUAUAUUUGAUUGAAAUUUGUGUGAUCAUUGAUCUUUA